Messenger RNA from Bradysia coprophila, 1546 nucleotides. RefSeq lists its product as uncharacterized. NCBI's taxonomy places the organism in Eukaryota, Metazoa, Arthropoda, Insecta, Diptera, Sciaridae. The record is from RefSeq and is a predicted model, not a curated record.
UAAGCCAUUAAACGAUUUCAAUCUUCAAUGUAACGCCAAUAACAGCUGCUUUUUGUUUAUUUCAUUCAUUCAUAGCAAGUGCCAUUGAACCCAUUGAAGUUGCAUUGUGAUUAAUCGUUCAAUUAUUAUGGCAGAAAUAAAGAAAUAUUUUUUAGAAUCUUUUCUACCUUCCAUUCAAUCAACAACAACCAAUGUCGACAUAUCUGAUUUAUACGACGAAAGUGCUAAAUGGACUCCAGUCCCACUUACGUAUUCCAACAAAUUUGAAUCGGUGAUGAACUUGUCUGCUGUGAUCAUAAAGAAUCUGUGCAAGCUAUUCAGAGCAACCAAAAAGGUUCCCAGGCUUGCAUUUGAUGUAAUAGCCCAUAUCGUGAAUGAUUCGACCGACCAACCAGACAUACUUCUUCGGCAAAUUCUGUUGUGCCAUGUAACAAAGAGACAGGCCGAUGCAGGAUAUUUCGUAUAUAUAGUCACUAGUAUAGAGGACCUGAAACUCAAACGCGUGCCUUUACAGGACGAACUCGAAUGGGUCGCGUUGGCACAUAAAGUCAUAAAACACGCACAGAUAAAUCAUAAAAUCAACGAAUGUUUGACUGAUCUUGGUCAGUCUAUCACCGAGGUAACCGAGUUUGAGAAGAAAGAUCAAAUAAAAAUAACUUUGGUGGAAUCUGGUCUAAAAAUACUCCGAGGCUUUGUUGGAUUAGAGGAACUCUUUAUCCAUACCGACCAUUUUAGACAAAAAAUAAAUGAUUUCAAAGGGAGUCUCGAACAGCUGCAGCUGGUAUCCAAAAUGGAUAUUAUUUCCAUCGCGAUACAUGAAUAUGCACAUUUAAAGAUCCGGCAGAGCAACGGUGACUUUAACAUGCAUUCGCCAGUUGUGGGACAUCUCCAUGGGCUGCCUGUCAUUCCACAUGAAUUCGGCACUUUUACUGAAAGAAAGAUAUUUGGCAAGCAAAUAGAUUGGUUUGCGUCGUACCGAGCAAUGGAUUAUGAAUUCGUGGAAAGAUUUGUGCACUCAGUGGAAAAUGGUGGCCCGCUUCCACCUAGUUACAUUGAAUCCUCCGGUGUCGUACCUCGUUUGGGAGAUCCGUAUGUAGACGGUGCCGACAUUGAAGUCAACAACUACAUUUGCUAAGCCCGUCCAAUAUUAUUACUAUUUAUGCACUGCCGCCAAAGACCACAGAUGUCGAUGAUGGUGACCAAUGUCGGAAAAAGCAAGCGAUCGAAAAGAUGGAGAAAUUAAUCAAAGAGAAAAAACGGAUCCUAAAGCGGGUGGGUGUGGUUCUGAACCAAACAAACAAAUUGUGGGUUUUAUGUAAUUUCGUCCCUUUUGGAUUUCGAAUUUUCUUUUCUUUUUUGUUCUUUUAAAUUUUACUUUUGCAAAUUCAUAUUCGUUUUCUACGAUUUCAAUUUUUCGGUUGCAAUAAUUGGUCGGCUUGUUUUCAUCCAUGAGUUUUGCUCCGUUCUCGUCCACGAAGAUUAAAUGAAUUUUACCAUCGCACUUCAAGCAAAAGUGCUAUUAAAGACAGCUGUCAAAUAGAGUACU